Solanum tuberosum (potato) is the source of this 2252-nucleotide messenger RNA. RefSeq names its product internal alternative NAD(P)H-ubiquinone oxidoreductase A1, mitochondrial-like. Gene Ontology annotation, cellular component: mitochondrion. The record is from RefSeq and is a predicted model, not a curated record. Lineage: Eukaryota; Viridiplantae; Streptophyta; Magnoliopsida; Solanales; Solanaceae. Gene Ontology annotation, molecular function: NADH dehydrogenase activity. The transcript has 9 exons. Bases 492 to 2135 code for a protein of 547 amino acids.
GAAAAAAAAAAAAAAAAAACAAAACGCUGUCGUUUGUUCCACCGAGAUGGCAGAGUUGCCUCUUUCCUUUUGCCUUCAUCUACAUUUGCAUGCUUUUAUUUAUACAUAUUUUGCAGCAAAUCACCCAAAUGCUUAAAUUAUAGCAGCAGAGCAGUUGUAUUUGUGAUUCCUCCAUACCCUUUUUGUUUUACAUUAGAAAAAGGAAAAAAAAAAUGCAGGUGGAGCUAUCAGAUUUUGACCAAUAUUUUCUUGCUGAUCAAGGUUUUGUCUAUAUAAAAUUAAAGGGUGGCUCUUUUUUUUAGUGUAAAAGUAUACUGUUGACCCCUGAUAUCCUGGAGAAAAUCUUUUCUUUCUUAUGGGGUUUCAUCUUCUUCUUUAAAAAAUUCUUAAAAGUGUCAUUCUUAAACACUGAAUACCAUCUAAAGUUCAAACAGUAAUUGCCUUCAUAAAAGAUUUCAACAGUAACAGUUUCGGUAAGGGGUACUCUGAACAUGGCAUUGGUAAGGGCUGCAAGGAGUAGCUUUAGGCGUUCUGGAGGUGCAAUUGGAAACUAUGCAAGUGAGAGAAAUAUAUUCUGUGAAGGCAUUUCACCAUUGAGACAUCCUGCACCAGUUUUUGAAAAAGCUGUAACAGGUUUCAAUUCGUCAUACAUUCCAAGUACGCAGAUGAUAAAUCAAUUAAGUUUCGGGAACAGAGGAAUGAAGUUUACCCCUCAAUAUCAGUUUCCACAUGCAGAAGCUCAGACGGUUGGGGGUUCUGAUUCAAAGAAUGAAAGAUCCAGUUAUCCAGGCCUUGAAGCAACAAAACAGGGCGAAAAACCUAGAGUAGUUGUUCUUGGAUCUGGUUGGGCCGCUUGCAGAUUCCUCAAAGGAAUAGACACUACUAUGUAUGAUGUUGUUUGUAUAGCACCAAGAAACCAUAUGGUUUUUACACCUUUGCUUGCAUCUACUUGUGUUGGAACAUUGGAAUUCCGAUCAGUUGCUGAACCAGUUACCCAGAUACAGAAAGCACUGGCAAAGGAUCCAAAUUCAUAUUUCUUCCUAGCAUCCUGCACUGGUGUUGAUGCUGAUAAACAUGAAGUAUACUGUCAAACAGUUGGCGAUCGUGGAGUCUCUCAUGAGCAUUACAGAUUUAAGGUUGCAUAUGACAAGCUUGUCAUUGCUUCUGGAGCCGAACCUUUGACCUUUGGCAUAAAGGGAGUGGAGGAACAUGCCUUCUUUCUCCGUGAAGUACAGAAUGCCCAAGAAAUCAGGAAGAAGCUUCUUAUGAACUUGAUGGUCUCAGAAACUCCAGGCAUUUCGGAAGAAGAGAAAGAGCGCUUGUUGCACUGUGUUGUGAUUGGAGGUGGCCCUACAGGGGUUGAAUUCAGCGGGGAGCUAAGUGAUUUUAUCAUGAGAGAUGUACGCGAACGUUAUGCUCAUGUCAAAAACUACAUUCAUGUAACCCUAAUUGAGGCUAAUGAGAUUUUGUCUUCAUUUGAUGUUGGGUUGCGGGAAUAUGCGACAAAGCAUUUGACCAAGGUUGGUGUCCGCCUUGUUCAUGGUGUUGUAAAAGAAGUACAUCCAGAUAAAAUAGUUCUCAGUGAUGGAAGCGAUGUUCCAUAUGGCCUUCUCGUUUGGUCUACUGGAGUUGGUCCUUCCAAAUUUAUUAAAUCACUAGAUAUUCCCAAGUCUCCUGGUGGAAGGAUUGGAAUCGAUGAAUGGUUGCGAGUUCCUUCUGUAGAAGAUGUGUUUGCAAUAGGAGAUUGUGCUGGUUUUCUUGAACAGACUGGAAAGCCGGUGCUUCCGGCUCUUGCUCAGGUUGCUGAAAGGCAAGGGAAGUAUCUUGUUAAAUUGUUCACCGACAUUGGGAAACAGAAUGGAGGCAAAGCUCUCUCAGCCAAAGACAUCACUCUAGGAGAUCCAUUUGUUUACAAGCAUCUUGGAAGCAUGGCAACUGUGGGGCGUUACAAGGCUCUUGUUGAUCUCCGUCAAGCUAAGGGUGAGAAGGGUGUCUCGUUAGCAGGCUUCAUGAGCUGGUUUAUUUGGCGCUCCGCAUAUCUGACUCGAGUUAUCAGCUGGAGGAACAGGUUUUAUGUGGCUAUGAACUGGGGAACAACGUUAAUCUUUGGCAGAGACAAUACUAAGAUAGGAUAAACUAGCACUUCUAGUAGGAUUUUCUUGUUUUUGAUCCAUUUUUUGAACACUUGAUAACCUACCUUCUAGUGUAAUGUAAAAAUUUAUAAAUAAUGUUAUAUUUUUGAGGAUUGAAAA